Colletotrichum higginsianum IMI 349063 is the source of this 1437-nucleotide messenger RNA. RefSeq lists its product as uncharacterized. Gene Ontology annotation, cellular component: extracellular region. Lineage: Eukaryota; Fungi; Ascomycota; Sordariomycetes; Glomerellales; Glomerellaceae. The transcript is spliced from 5 exons. The record is from RefSeq and is a predicted model, not a curated record. The coding region runs from base 1 to 1437 and encodes 478 amino acids.
AUGAAGGCCACCACCUUGGCAACCCUGGCCGUAUCGGCGCUGCUCUCCGGCGUCUCGGCCAAGGAGAUCGCCCCUAGUGAGCUCGUCUCCGAGAUCUACGACAGCGGCGUCAUCCACAAGGACAUCAUGGCCCGUAAGAAGGCAUCAUGGGACCGCCAGAUCGAGAGCGGAGAGAUGGAUUCCACCGCCUACCGGAGCCGCCUCGCCGAUGAGGGCCCCGUCGCCUGCGUCAACGGCGUCGCCGCCGUCGUCCCCGGCGACGCCAACAACACCUUCAAGUGCAACAAGGUCGACUUCUACGACUUCAAGAGCCACGCCGACCUCGGGUCCCGCGCCGGCCAAGGGUCCUCGUCCUGGGGCUGGACGAGCCCCGACGGCCGCGAGUUCGCCAUCAUCGCCCAGGCCGACGGCGCCGCCUUCGCCGAGAUCACCGCCGACGGCAAGCUCGUCUACCUCGGCCGCCUGCCCCAGUACUCGACCCAGUCCAUCUGGCGCGAGCUGCGCGGGUACAAGAACUACGUUGUCAUUGGCAGCGAGGCCUCUCAUCACGGCGUCCAGAUCUUUGACCUGACCAAGCUGCUGGACAUUGACCCCGCGAGGCCCGUCACCUUCAGCAACCAGCGCGACCUGACAGGCUGGUGGAACGGCCUCCCCGCCGGGUCGACGCACAACAUCGUCGUCAACGAGGAGAAGCAGUACGCCGUCGCCGUCGGCGCCCAGCCGCGCUCCAGCGCCUGCCGCUCCGGCCUCAUCUUCAUCGACCUGAGCGACCCCUCCAAGCCGACGUCGCCCGGGUGCGCCGCCGGCGACGGUUACGUCCACGACGCUCAGUGCCUCGUCUACCGCGGCCCCGACGAGAAGUACUUUGGCCGCGACAUCUGCUACGGCUACAACGAGGACACCCUGACCAUCUACGACGUCACCAAGAAGAACGAGACCAACAUCAUCUCCCGCACCUCGUACGAGGGUGCCAGCUACACCCACCAGGGUUGGGUUACCAACACCGAGUGGCAGGAGUUCCUCGUGCUCGACGACGAGUACGACGAGGUCGACGCCACCGGCCCCGCGGCGUCCGGCUACCCCAUCACCUAUUUCUGGGACAUUAGGAGUCUCGAGAACCCCAAGCAGACCGGCUUCUACCGCAGCGAGGCCUACGGCAUCGACCACAACCAGUUCGUCAUCGACGGCCUCGCCUACCAGAGCAACUACGGCUCCGGCCUCCGCAUCCUCGACGUCUCCUCCCUGCCCGAGGACCCCACCGGCAGCAAGGUCUCCGAGGUCGGCUUCUUCGACAUCUACCCGGAGAACGACAACGAGCCCAGGGGCGGCUCCAUCGACUUCGUCGGCACCUGGAGCCACUACCCCUACUUCAAGAGCGGCCACAUCCUCGUCAACACCAUUGAGCGCGGCGCCUUUGUCGUGAAGCGCGCCGCUUGA